Ectocarpus sp. CCAP 1310/34 is the source of this 1901-nucleotide messenger RNA. Lineage: Eukaryota; Phaeophyceae; Ectocarpales; Ectocarpaceae. The record is from the annotation of a GenBank genome assembly.
UCUUUCUGCUCUCUCUUGUUCGUUCUUCUCCCUCCCGCCCCCCGCCACCCUUUCUUGUCUCUCACUCCUGCCCGAAGGUAGAUGGACGUACAGGGUAUCCUCAGAUGGCUCGUGGACGCCAAAAUCCCUGUGGCUAAGGCCAUGCCCCUCGUGAGCGCCUUGGCAGCGGCUGGAGUGCGGGAUUCCCAUGGCAUCGCCUCCUUGGGUGAAGACCGGUUGGCCGACACAGUCACGGACAAGCCGUCGCUGAAGAAGAUUCGCGCCAAGAUAUUCGGCAAAGGGGGCAAACGCUCCGCAGGUGGAAGCGCAUCCACUGAAUGCGGCAGUACCACCAGCAAGAGAGCAAGGCCAUCGGUUUCGGGGGCGGACAAAACCCUUGCAGCGGCUGCUGAGCGUGCGCCUGAGCCUCCGUGUUCUUCGCUCUCGGAUGAGCAACUCGCCAAAGUCGAAAUCAAGAUUAACCGCUCCCCGGUGAUGGUGCUCUGGGCAGCGGAGGUGGCACAGCGACUAUCGUUCGAUUGGAGUGAGGCCAUUACGCUUGGUCGUGCUGUCGCGGAUUGGUUGGCGUUGAAAAAGGGGGAGCAUCUAGGCCUGUUGGAGGCGGAUGAAGAAGCAGAGCGAGCAGCGAUGGAGGAAACCGACAACCUUCCAACCCGUACUGUGGACAUGAUGGGACAAGACUUUACGCUUCGCCGGACGGAGGGUGGGUGGCGUGCGAUCAGCAAAGGCAAGCUUGUGCCAGCGAAAAGGGUGCACGCUUUCCUCUGCAAGGCCUAUGGAGUCAAUCUGGGACCCGCACGUGCGUCCCUUCGGGCUCUAGCGGCGGCGAUACCUCAGCGGCACGUUGAGACGUCGAUACGCACCAUGGUGCUUUACGAGUCGUUUCGGCCGGCGGUCGCGAGGGGGAAGGCUGGGUGGGGACAGUCGGGGAUGUUUCGGAUUGCAACGGUGCUCAAGCUGCGAGACGAGCUUGUGCGGCAAGGGGUGGGUGGCGGCGGUGGUGGUGCUUGUGAUGGCGACGGAGGUGAUCGGCAGGAACAGGCAGGGGCGUCUCCGUCGUGCAAAUGAACAAGAGAGGUGCUUGGGUAGCUUGCCGUUGAUGGCGGAAGGAUUCCCAGCCGUUUCCCUGGGGAAACCUGCUUGGGACCAGAAGGAAGACGCGCUUGGCGUCACGAAGUGAGAUAUAUCUGACACGGCAUGAGGUGGAUGUGUCAAGGUGACCUCUUGCCGCUGUAAUGCAGUGUUCGAGCACUCCUGGUAUGAGUUUGUCGGAACGAUAUUUUUGUGUGAACUGAUCAGGAAAGCGACAGUCUCGGGGAAGUUACUUUUCGCCCGGGGCGUUCUUUUUCAGAAACUAUUUGUAGGUGCCCUCCGGGGCGUCCUCGAAGGAUAUUACGAAACUGCCAUGAUAGGAAUGAAGUGGUCUGCUUAAUCGUUGCGCUCGGAUUGAUAUGUAGCGAUCAAUGAUGUCCACGUGGGACCUUACUGCUUUCGUGAAUUCUUCUCUGACGUAUUUGCCUGUACACGCUCGUUUUCCGUGGACUUCAAGAAAGUGUUGCUGUAUUUUGACAUGCAAUAUGUUUUUUUUCUCGUUGCUCUACUCUGGGCAACAACGCAAAAUUUCCCACUUUGGUUGCGUCGUUUUUUUGUUUAUCGUCAUCGAACGCUCGGACGGAUUCGGUUGUUGCAGUUGUGGAGGUUUCGAGCGGGCAAAGCGCAGCGCCCUGUAAUUUUGGGGGAUGCUCUUGUGUCAAGGUUAGCACUGUUGAGGAUUCCCGUGGUUGCCCAGGAAGUAUCCCAUCUGAUUUGCUUCUCCAAGACGACACGUUGGCAAGUGAGUUUUUGGAUAAAUACCAACUGGGCUUGUUUUUUUUAUGAUGCUGUUGAGUCAAGUUGGGAUC